Molecule: messenger RNA, 3021 nt
Organism: Rana temporaria (common frog)
Lineage: Eukaryota; Metazoa; Chordata; Amphibia; Anura; Ranidae
Product: calcium-activated chloride channel regulator 1-like
Exons: 15
Coding region: 200-2926 (908 amino acids)
Biological process (GO): chloride transport
Molecular function (GO): intracellularly calcium-gated chloride channel activity
Source: RefSeq, a predicted model, not a curated record
CUUUGUUACAAGAACUAAAGAACUAAACAGAGAAUUUUUUUUUCAUUAAGUCUUCUUCUCGUGAUCGAGACGUGAUCUGGUUACCGAUGGGAACACAUUUGAAUGCAAACAGCAAAGGCGUUGUAGGACAAAUGUAGAUAAGACUUGAAAACAAAGUGCAGUCAGAUUCAUACAGAACACCAAAGAAAAUAGGUGCACUAUGAGGAUUAUUGCAGUUCUCGCUUUUAUUUCUACACUUCAAAUAUCAUUAGCUGGAGACUCAAUCGUAAAAUUGAAAGACAAUGGUUAUGAAGACAUUGUGAUUGCCAUUAACCCGAAGAUACCUGAAGAUGUUAGGAUGAUUGAGAAAAUAAAGGAAAUGGUGAAUGAUGCCUCUGUUUAUAUGUUACAAGCUACAAAACAAAGACUUUUCAUUAAAAGUGUCAAAGUGUUAAUCCCGAAGAGUUGGUCAACGAACAUUUCUUAUGAAAGACCAAAAACAGAGUCAUAUGAUAAGGCGGAUAUUAUCAUAGCUGAUCCUUUUAUUUAUGGAGAUUUUCCAUAUACUUUGCAAUUUGGAGGAUGUGGAGUGAAGGGAAAGUAUGUACAUCUGACGCCCAAUUUCAUGCUCAAUGACAAAGUACUUGAUAUAUAUGGACCCAGAGGGAGAGUGUUUGUCCAUGAAUGGGCUCACCUGAGAUGGGGAGUUUUUGAUGAAUACAACAAUGACAAUCCAUUCUAUAUCAGUAAACAAGGCAAAGUGGAGGCAACCAGAUGCCCUUUGGCUAUAGGUGGAUUAAGUAGAAUUGAUGUUUGCCUUAAUGAUAACUGUGUUAAAGAAAAUUGUGAAAUUGAUCCUGACACUGGAAUCUAUGAAGAGGGCUGUGAAUUUUAUCCCAACAAGGACCAAGACGUUCACGAGUCCAUUAUGUAUAGUCAGACACUGGAUCCGGUGAAUGCAUUCUGUGAUGAAAACAGUCACAACAAUGAAGCACCAAAUGAACACAACAGAUUAUGUAACUACCAGAGCACAUGGGAAGUGAUUAUGCAAUCUCCUGACAUGAAUUCUGCUCCACUAAGUAACCCCAGUAUUGUACCUCCUUCAGUCUCACUGCUUCAGUAUAAGGAGAGGGUUGUCACCUUGGUCCUUGAUGUUUCAGGAAGUAUGAAUGAGCAUAAUCGGAUCUCUCGCAUGUACCAAGCCUCAGAAGUGUUUAUAAUGCAGAUUGUUGAGUCUGGAUCCUAUGUUGGUAUAGUGAUAUUCUCCAGUAGUGCAACUGUGAAAUCGGAGCUGGUAAAGAUAGUUGACACAUUCCAACGGGAAAAAAUGAAAACAUUUCUUCCAAAGACGGCUACUGGUGGUACAAACAUUUGUGCUGGAGUACGUCAGGGAUUUGAGGUUAACAAGAAGAAUGAUGCAAGCACACAUGGAACUGAAAUUGUACUGUUAACAGAUGGAGAGGAUAAAGAAAUCCAAAAAUGUUUUAAUGAAGUGGGAGCCAGUGGAGCAAUCAUUCAUACUGUUGCUCUAGGAGUCAAUGCAGACAAAGGACUGGAACAAUUAUCCAGAAUGACAGGUGGUUUAAACUAUUAUGUUUCGGAUUACAUUGACACAAACGGUUUCAUAGAUGUCUUCAGCAAGAUCACAACCAGUAGCGGUGAUUUCACAGAGAAAUCCAUUCAGAUUGAAAGUACAGCUACAGCAAUUGAUGCAUUCAAAUGCCUGACAGGCAAAGUGACCAUUGACAGCACUGUAGGUAAUGAAACUUUCUUCUUAGUGACUUGGGAAAGUGGGAUCCCCACCAUCAGCUUAACAGAUCCUAAUGGAAAAGUGUAUGAUAAUGGACAAUUUAUAAGUGACAGUGUCUCCAAGUCUACUCGUCUCACAAUCCCAGGCACAGCAGAGAAAGGACAGUGGGAAUACAACAUCUGCAACGAUGAAGUAGCUGCCCAAGUUUUGGGUUUAACAGUAAAUUCUCAAGCUUCUGAUCCCAGAGUUCCACCAAUUGUUGUUGAGCCAUAUAUGAGCACAGAUUCAAGCAGUUUCCCCAAUCCAGUGAUUGUGUAUGCAGUAGUAACUCAAGGAUUUUCCCCAGUUUUGGGGCUAAAUGUUACUGCUAUAAUAGAACCAGAGAAUGGAAAAAUAAGAACCUUGCAACUUUUAGAUAAUGGUGCAGGAGCGGAUAUUAUUAAGAAUGAUGGAAUCUAUUCCAAAUACUUUACAGACUUUAGUGGAAAUGGCAGAUAUGGUUUAAAAGUCCGAGUUGAAAGCAAAAGCAAAACUGCCAAAUUGGCACUGCCAAAAAAUCAGGCAUUAUACCUACCUGGCUAUGUUGAGAAUGGUGCUAUAAUCAGUAACCCCCCAAAGCCAAAAGUUACGACCGAUGAACUAAAUAUAGGGGAUUUUACAAGAACAGCUUCAGGUGCUGCCUUCAGAGUAACUGAAGUACCCUCAGGCCCCCUUCCUGAUGUGUUUAAACCUGGAAAAAUUAUAGACUUGCAUGCAAUCUUUCAAGGCCAGCAAGUUUCAUUAUCUUGGACUGCUACUGGAGAUGAUCUUGAUAAGGGAAAUGCUUCCAGAUACGACAUGCGAAUGAGUCACAACAGGGAGGAAUUAUUGGGCAACUUUGAAAAUGGCACAGUAGUCGAUACAACAGAUCUCAUACCUCUGCCAGCUGGCACUAUGGAGAUAUUCAGUUUUACGCCACAGAAUAUUACUAUUAAAAAUGGUACUGUCCUUUAUUUUGUCUUGGUUGCUAUAGACAAAGUCAAUCAAAUGUCAGAACCUUCUAACUUGGCAAAGGCAUUGUUGUUCAUACCUCCAGAUCCAAGAUCCAAUUCAAAGUCAGGUGCCAUGGUGUUGCUGAUUCUACUAGCAGUAUUCUUUGCCACAGGUGUGGUGGUAUUAACUGUGUAUUAUCUUGUAAGAAAAAAACGCCCAUAUUAAUGUAUUAUGUAUUUUCAGUGAACACAAUAUGUAGAGAAAUAAGGAGAAAGGAGAAAAAUGUGUUUUUUAUAAUUUAAUAAAAAAAUAAAUGUCGA